CAAUAGGUGUCUACUCCCCUCAGGCUAGUGACUGUAGGGGACACGAGGAACAUGACCAAAUGGGCGAUCGUCACAGACAUAUUUUAGCCUGUAGGUAAUUGAAUGCAACUGAUAUCGGAAAACGAGCACAAUUUCGUUUGUUUGUUCCUCUAUAAGAAAGCUGUGGGCAUCGGUUAACACGUAGGUUAUAAGAAAACGGUUAGGCCUUACGCGUUGGUGUACACCAGUCAUCGGUGGGUGUGGUAGACUCUUUUUGAGUAAGGUCACCGCCGAUGACUGCACACCUGGUAAGUAGAGACACCGCGACAGUUUACAGGUGAAAUAAUUCGCGUCUGUUCCCGCAGACCGGCGGAAAAUUGGAGCGUUCUUCUGGGAGGAACCCGCGUGAGAUUGUCCUGAUGAGUUGGCUGUGUCUCGUCCCACUGGCUGUGUGCCUGGCAGUGGCGGGUGGAACAGAGUUACCCGACGACCAACUGGCCGCUCCUCGUCUGGUCCUACAGCCCGGCAAGGUCAUCUUCGAUCCCCAACUAGGUUCAGAUACGCUGCAGUUCCAAUGCCAGGCGACAGGGGAUCCGACACCACAGUACAUCUGGCUUAAGGAUGGAGCCCAAAUAGACCAGAAUUCCCGGCAGCCCCCCUACCAGUUCAGCGCAGGCGGCGAUAAUCUGACGAUUCCCCAGCCGAACGCCGACACCGACGGCGGAGUCUACCAGUGCGAGGCUUUCAACGAGUACGGCCGUGUAAGAAGUGUUCGCGGCAGUCUGCAGUUCGCUUUUGCGGACAAGUUUUCGGACGCUGACAGAGCUAGCGUCUCCUCGUCGCAGGGGGACGGGGCCAGACUGGUGUGCGACCCGCCAGACUCGCUCCCAGGACUCGCCUACGAGUGGAUAGAUCACGAAUCGAACGAGUUCAUUCCCGACCCAAACAGUGACGACACCACGAACCUCUUCGAGCGAGCCUACGUGUCCAGGAAAAAGGGCGACCUGUUCUUUUCUAACGUUAUCAGUGACACGGAUACCGGAGGCUACCAGUGUGCGGUGAGACUGAAGACAAGACAGGACGCCGCUUUCAGUCGCGUGAGCGGGUCUACUAGGCUGGACGUAGCGGCAAGAAGUCCUACCCCUCUGAGCUCUCCUCAGAUAGCCCUGAGCGAGAAUGUCAUCUACGCGGAGGAAGGUAGUGACGCCCUGAUAGAGUUCUUCGCCUAUGGGAACCCGACGCCCAAAUACAGUUGGCGUCGGUUAAAAACCCAAGGUGGCACCGAGCUACCCAUACCAGCGAAAGGUGUCAUGGAAAGGUACAAGAGGAGCCUCGCCAUCGGUGAUGCGGCCAUAGCAGACGAGGGAUUCUACGAGGUGACAGCCACCAACUCGCAAGGCUCAGACACCGCUGUUACUCAGCUCGAGGUGGAAAAUAGACCAAAACUGACGCAAAGCCUUGCCGGCCAAAACCACGACGACGGGGUGGGAGAAGCUGUGGACCUGAGUAUGGGAUGGGAGGCUAGCAGGACGCCUGUGACUCCACAGUGGUAUCACAAUGGACAGCCAGUACAGCACGGAGGGAGGUACUCCAUCAACAAUACGCCCACAGGAACGACACUCAGGAUUGCGGACGCGCAGCCACAGGACAGCGGUUCGUUCCAGUGCAUCGCGACCAACAUGUACGGAGACACAACGAGCUUUGCAGAAGCAAGAAUCGGAGCACCAAAGAAGAUGACCGACGCCAGGGUGAUCAACAAAGGAGCCGACUGGGUGACGAUAGAUGGAUCGAAGCCGGACAGUUUCGGCACAGUGAACGGGUACCAGGUCGCGUACUUUCCCACAGCCGAGGGACCCAACGGGCCGAACAAGCAGUUGGUCAACGUGCCGGGCCCAGACGGUUUGCCCACGACUAUCUCGAAUCUGGGAAAUGUAGAGGACUACACGUAUCAGGUGCGAGCCACAACAGACGAGGGCGUGUACGGCCCUUACAGCGCGCCUAUCGUAGGUGGUGUGAACCCCCCGGUAGUACCCGGAGGCGGCGGCGGUGCUGGAGGCGGCGGCGUUGUUCGAACAGGCGGCAGCGGCGUACCCUUGCUCGCCUGGCUGCUGCCUUUGCUACUGAUACCUUUGCUUUUCAUGCUGUGCUGCUGUUGUUGCUGUUGUUGCUGCCAAGCCGGGCUCUGUGGGACGUACUGCGGAGCGUGUGGAGCCCGCUGUGAAAGCAUGUGCGCCCCUUGCUGUGGCGGUGGCGUCGGCGGAGGUGACAUCGAGAAGAAGUGGCCAAGCAAGGAGAUCGUCGCCCCAGACCUGGAUAUAAACAGUGGAGCCCCUGGGAUAAAGGGUGGAUCCAUGGGGUUCAUGAAUCAGGGCUUGGCGGGUGGACUACCGUCUGGAUCCAUGGGGAUGAAGGGCGGUGCUCUGGCGGCGGGUGGGGCCGCCCUGGCCGGUGGAGCGGCCUUGGGCGGAGCGGCCCUGGGCGGAGCCGCCUUGAAGAAGACUGGAGCCGCGGCAAUGAACGCUGGGAUGUCCGCAAGAAAGGCGGGAAUGUCGUUGGUGAAACUUCAGCGUCUGCGCCAACACAGUUCGCUCCUGGUGCAGAAGAUGAACUCCCAGACAACUCUUGAACACCUGGUGCAGAAUAAGGUGUUCACUAACGACAUGGCGCAGUACUGCAUGAGUGGGAGCUCACACGAGGAGAGGAACAGGCGGAUCCUGGAGCUGAUGCAGGCCCGCGAUCGCAGCGACGCCGACUUCGACGUCUUCUGCAACGGGCUGAGGGCUGACGGACGGACGGCGUAUCUCGGUGACCUCCUUCAGGGUGAGGGUACCAAAAGAGAAGGAGUGGACCUGAACCAGCAGGUGCUGCGUGAGGAGGAGAGGAUGGUACAGGGUCAGAACAGAGGGGGAGCAGGACUCGGCGUGGCCGGGGCAGGACUCGGCGUGGCCGGGGCAGGCCUGGGAAUGGCGGGAGCUCAGAGCCUACAGAGAUCCGGUAACCCCCAGUGGCAGCAGAUGAGUCUUUCAGUUCCCAGUGUGCACAUGGACGAGGUGAAGGUGGUGGGUAAUGUGGGCCAGCAGGGGGCGCUGAUGUCCGCGUCCUCCGCCACGGUGCCAAACAACCACCCAGUCAUCCUGGAGGUACGGGGAGAAGUUGACAACGUUGAGUGGUUGUACAAUAACAAAAACAUCCGGCAGUCCUCCAGCGUCCGUGCUACAUCAGACGGGUUCACCCACGAGCUUUUCAUCGACAGGAUGACCCCUGACCGGGACGGGACCUACACCUGUAAGGGCAACACGCCUGACGGAGGCACGGUGUCGUGCGAUAUCAAAGUCAACACAUUGAUGGAAUAGGCUAUCUAUUGACACGGCUCAUUCCAACAGUAUGUUGCAUAGAAGUCAUUUGAUGACCAUCGAAUAUUAUAUAGAAGAGCGCAGUUCUAUUAGACGUUCGCCCUUUCUGGGUGCCGCAAAGAUCUAGUGUCCACAUUUCAAUGGGUCAAUAGAAUGUAAGAGCAGAUCUAGAUUGCAUCACUACCAACGAAGUUGGUCUUACAUAGACCAGACUGUCACUGUAAAUACCAGCAUUUAGAUGCCAGACAUAAUUUUCUUGCCUUCAAACAAAGCAGCUAAUUUUUACGUUAAUUCUUAUGUUUGUUACCCUAUUUGUAGAGCAAAAUGAUGCUCGGUAUGUCGUGAUAAACUUAGAAGACUUUAUUUUGCAUAUUGCAAUUGUUUACAAAGGUUUGAAUUUCAUACUGCCUGCAGUUUAGAGAAUUUCGUUUGUUCGUUUUCAAUCUUAUCGUUUGACAUAGCAUGAUUAAUGUUUAGUACAGCUAGCAUGUAUGUUAUGUACUCUCGCCGUGUUUUGACAAUAGACCUACGCGGAACAGUAGAUGACCAAGCACACAGGCACAGGCAAUUGUUUUAGAUAUGGUUUGUAUUACUUCUCGGAUGCUACAAAAGCACUCCGGCCACAACUUGAUACAGUAGGAUGACUAAACAGCUGGAUAGUGUUCAGAUUCAGAUUGCCUAGGUGGGGCAUUACGCCUUUCUUGUUAGGGACUAGAUCUGUCUAAAGUGUACUGGCAAAGUGCUGCUUAAGAUUGUUGCAAGUUUGAGAAUAAACUUUUUAUACGAAGA
This is a messenger RNA of Branchiostoma floridae (Florida lancelet), 4121 nucleotides long. RefSeq lists its product as uncharacterized. NCBI's taxonomy places the organism in Eukaryota, Metazoa, Chordata, Leptocardii, Amphioxiformes, Branchiostomatidae. Bases 399 to 3332 code for a protein of 977 amino acids. The transcript is spliced from 18 exons. Gene Ontology annotation, biological process: regulation of apoptotic process. The record is from RefSeq and is a predicted model, not a curated record. Gene Ontology annotation, molecular function: protein binding.